Messenger RNA from Peronospora matthiolae, 741 nucleotides. NCBI's taxonomy places the organism in Eukaryota, Oomycota, Peronosporomycetes, Peronosporales, Peronosporaceae. The record is from the annotation of a GenBank genome assembly.
AUGCGAUGCGCGAGCAAGGCCGCCGAGAGCGCGUCCGCACGUCUCUGUGCGGACGCCGAAGCAGAAACAACAGCAACUGAUGUGUCAUCGGUUGCUGAAGCGACCCAGCCUGUGUCACUUGAUGGAUCUGAAUCGACGGCGAUCGAAACCAAGCCGCCUGCCAAGCGUGGCAUGGAUGAUGCUAUGCGUCGCAGCAUCUUUGGUUCAUCUGAUGAAUCAGAUGAACCAUCGCCGAAGCGAAGGCGCUCGAAGUCGCAAGACUCGGGCGCUCACAGUGGUGUCGGUUCUCCUAUUGACACCACUUUGCAACGAGGUGCCAGUACUUCUGUCGGCACUUCGCAAGAAGAGCGGGACUGCAGUGUCUUGCGUCUCGCCCCUGAGAAGAAGGCAUCGCUGCCUCCAAAAUCUGUCAUGGAUCACUUGUCAGCGACGACGAGUGAUCUUUAUCGAACACGGUUGUUCGAUUCGUCAAGGAUCCAUCACCUUGACCCCAGUGCGAAAAACUAUCACACUGAGAAUGAGUUCUUCAUCGAUGCUUUCUUUAAACAUCGAUGGUACAGUGGGAAUCACAAACGUGAUGGUCCCUCAUUGCUUCAGGCGUGGAACGCUUACAUCCAUAACCUUGAGGAUGUAGUUCGUUACGUUUGGAACGACAAACUUAUCAAAGCUCGUGAUAAGUUUGAAAAGCGAACCCCGACAGGUGCACGCUACAAGCUGCAUCGUCUGUCAAAGGAGAAAUGA